Messenger RNA from Emericellopsis cladophorae, 3066 nucleotides. Its product is annotated as Calcium-transporting ATPase-like protein. Lineage: Eukaryota; Fungi; Ascomycota; Sordariomycetes; Hypocreales; Bionectriaceae. Gene Ontology annotation, cellular component: plasma membrane. Bases 1 to 3066 code for a protein of 1021 amino acids. The record is from RefSeq and is a predicted model, not a curated record. The transcript has a single exon. Gene Ontology annotation, molecular function: ATP binding; P-type calcium transporter activity; ATP hydrolysis activity. Gene Ontology annotation, biological process: calcium ion transmembrane transport; intracellular calcium ion homeostasis.
AUGGGAGAAACCGAAGCCAAAAGUACGAAUGGUGCACUCCACACCCACUCCUCUGCGGACUCGACGGCCCUCGCCAGCCCAGAAGACCAGCCUCCUAUAUGUGGGCCACAGCAUGCGAUAAUAGAGAAAUCAAUCUUGCCCCAUACGCUCCCGGCCAGCACCGUUGCUGAGAACCUCAACACUCACCUCGACCAUGGUCUAAGCAGCGAUGAGGCUGCCGCCCGCCUCGAGCGGGAUGGCAUGAACACCAUCAAAACCUCAAAGGGCCCGUCCCUCUGGGAGAUUUUCCUGGCUCAGGUCGCCAAUGCUUUGACAAUGGUCCUGAUUGCCGUCACCGUCCUGUCCUUUGCCAUUGACGACUACAUUGAGGGAGCCGUCGUUGCUGCCGUCAUCGUUCUCAACAUUGUUGUGGGCCUUGUCCAGGACUAUCGCGCUGAGCAGACCAUCCAGUCUCUCUACGCUCUCUCCACCCCCAAGUGCAAGGUCAUCCGCAAUGGAGUCAGCGACACGGUCAAGGCGGAAACGCUUGUCAAGGGCGACAUUGUCGCCCUCGCGACCGGUGACAUGAUUCCUGCCGACCUGCGUCUGAUCCAGGGUAUCAACCUCGCCACGGACGAGGCGCUCCUCACUGGCGAAUCCAUCGCCAUGUCCAAGAAGCCCGAGGCUGUCUUCCAGGAGGCCGACAUGCCCAUUGGCGACCGCACCAACCUGGUCUACUCUGGUAGUUCUGUCACUCGCGGCCGUGGCACUGGUAUCGUCAUUGCGACUGCUAUGGAGACCGAGGUCGGCCAGAUUGCCGAGCUCCUCCGCCAAGAGAAGCGCGACACUACCGGCAAAUCCCCUCUUGCCAAGUUUCUCAUCAAGGCGUACACGUCUUUCCGCGGAAUCAUGGGUUUGGAGGGCACUCCCCUCCAGGUCACGCUCAGCAAGUUCGCCCUGCUGCUGUUUGGCUUGGCCAUCCUCCUCGCCAUCAUCGUCUUCUCUGCCAGCAAAUUCAACAUCUCAGAUGAGGUCUUGUUGUACGGUAUCUGUGUUGGCGUCGCUGUCAUCCCCGAGUCUCUGCUCGCUGUGUUGACUGUUACCAUGGCCGUGGCCACCAAGGCCAUGGUUAAGGGUAAUGUUAUCGUUCGUCAGAUGCCUUCUCUCGAGGCUGUUGGUGGUGUCACCAACAUCUGCUCCGAUAAGACUGGUACCCUCACUCAAGGUCGCAUGAUCACCCGAAAGGUGUGGCUCCGCAAUGACCUCGAGGGUAGUGUCACCGGCGCUGGCGACCCCUACGAUCCUGGCAGCGGUACCGUCUCCUGGUCUGCUCCGCUCGCCGGGAGCGUUCUCAGCCAGUUCCUGACCACCUUGACCCUGUGCAACAACUCUACGGUCACCGAUGGUCGCAAGGAGCCCGAGACGGACUCGAGUAGCGUCACCACCGCCAAUGACAGCGAUUCGCAGUGGAGGGCCAUGGGCGAGCCCACUGAGAUCGCGCUCAAGGUCUUUGCUAUGCGCUUUGGCAAGAACCACAGCAAUGGUGAUGAGCUUUUGGCCGAGCAUCCCUUCGACUCUUCCAUCAAGUGCAUGUCGGUUGUCUACGGCAAUAAGAUCGAGGGCACUCGUACCGCCUACACCAAGGGUGCUGUCGAGGUUAUGCUGACGUACCUCGACGAGGAUGAGAAGUUCAAGGGCGAUAUCCUCGCCAAGGCUGAUUCACUUGCCGAGCAGGGUCUCCGCGUCCUCUGUAUCGCGUCCAAGUCCAUGAGUGAUUCCCAAGCGGAAGAUGUUAACGACCGAGCCAAGGUCGAGAAGAAUCUCAAGUUCCUUGGUCUGGCCGGUCUCUAUGACCCUCCCCGUCAGGAAACCGCCGGUGCUAUCGAAGCCUGCCACGGUGCCGGUAUCACUGUGCACAUGGUGACUGGUGACCACAUCAAGACGGCUACAUCCAUCGCUUACGAAAUCGGUCUCAUUAAGAAGGGUAUGGAUUUGCCUCCCAACGCCGUCAUGGCCGCUGCCGACUUUGGCGCCCUGUCGGACGACCAGAUUGAUCAGAUAGAAUACCUCCCUGUUGUCCUGGCUCGUUGCAGCCCCCUGACAAAGGUCCGCAUGAUCCAGGCUCUGCAUCGACGCAAGGCCUUUUGUAUUAUGACUGGUGACGGUGUCAACGACUCGCCUGCUUUGAAGCAAGCUGAUGUCGGUAUCGCCAUGGGUGACCGUGGUAGUGAUGUCGCCAAGGAGGCUUCCGACAUGGUCCUCACCGACGAUAAUUUUGCCUCCAUCGUUACCGGUAUCAAGGAGGGACGUCGUUUGUCUGACAACAUCCAAAAGUUCCUCCUCCAUCUUCUCACGUCCAACUUGGCUCAGGUCAUCCUCCUCCUGAUCGGUCUCGCCUUCAAGGACGGUGACAAUAACUCGGUCUUCCCUCUAUCCCCGCUGGAGAUUUUGUGGGCCAACUUGAUCACCUCAUCGCCGCUCGCUCUUGGUCUCGGUCUGGAAGAGGCCCAGCCUGACAUCCUACAGCGCCCUCCCCGCAGUCUCCGCACCGGUGUCUUCACCAAGGACCUUGUUCGCGACCAGCUCGUGUACGGUACCUGCAUGGGUUCCGUCUGUCUCAUGGUUUUCAUGUUGGUCGCCUACGCUGGCCAGGGCUUUGUGGACCUCAACACUGGCUGCAACACGGACGGCGGCGGUCAGUGCAACCUCAUCUUCGAGGCUCGUGCCACCACCUUUGCCACCCUCAGCUUCCUCUUGCUGGUCACCUCGUGGGAGGUCAAGCACUUCCACCGCUCGCUUUUCGCCAUGGACGAACGCUAUUCCGGCCCCCUGUCGGUGUUCAGGACCAUCUACCACAACAAGUUCCUGUUCUGGUCGGUCAUUGCUGGCUUCCUCAUCACCUUCCCCCUUAUCUACAUUCCCGUCUUCAACACGGAGGUGUUCAAACACCGUGGUCUGACGUGGGAGUGGGGUGUUGUUGCUGGUGGCGUCGUGCUCUACAUUGCCCUCAUCGAGUCGUGGAAGGCCGUUAAGCGUGCCUUUGGCUUGGGUGUCGACCACCACCCCACUGGAGGCAUGACUGUCUAA